UAUUUUUAUUUUUUAAUGUUUCUUGAAUGUGAUGUUUGAGCUUUUGAACAAUAAUAUCUACUGUUCAUGAAUGUGACAUUUGGUUUCUCCACUGUAACUGUGAAGUGUUUGGGGAAAAAAAUUGUUUAUUACUAUAUUAUUUUUGUCACUAUUUUGAGGAAAAACAGUUGUGUACUAGUACUUCACUGUUUUUCAUUCUUGUCUAUUUUUAGCUCUUUUCUUGAACUUUUGAGGUUUUUGAUAGAUUCCCAUUUCUCAUUUUUGCUUUCUUGUUGAAAAAGAUCUAAUCUUUUUUACUUUGGGAAAUUUUUCAUGUUUUUUUUUUUUUUUUUAAUGUUCUUGGGUCCAGGAAUAUCUUAGUUGCAUUUUGUGGGAUUUAAAGUUGGGUAUUUUAAAUUUGCAUUGUUUAAAGUUUUUGAGAUACUUGCUGGAUCAGAAGAACUUGCUGGAUCUUUAAGUCAUUUUGCAAAACUGGAAGAGGCCAGCUGAGAUUGCUAUUGUCUGGAUUUGGGGAAAUGAUGGUUUGUAGCUGAUGCUAAACUGGAGAUGCAACAAUGUCGAGGAUCACAAAGUGGAAGCUUGAGAAGAAUAAAGUGAAAGUGGUCUUUCGACUUCAAUUUAAUGCUACUCAUAUACCACAAUCUGGAUGGGACAAGUUAUUCAUAUCUUUUAGCCCUGCUGACUCUGGAAAAACAAUUGCAAAGACAACCAAAGCCAAUGUAAGAAAUGGAACAUGCAAAUGGGCUGAUCCAAUUUAUGAAACAACAAGGCUUCUUCAAGAUGUCAAAACCAAACAAUUUGAUGAGAAGCUGUACAAACUUGUGGUUGCCAUGGGUUCUUCACGGUCUGGUAUCCUGGGUGAGGCAACAAUUAAUCUUGCUGAGUAUGCUGAAGCAGCAAAACCUUCUUCUGUUCCUUUACCUCUUCAAGGAUGCAAUGCGGGAACAGUAUUACAUGUCACAGUUCAGUUGCUAACAUCUAAAACGGGAUUCAGAGAAUUUGAGCAGCAAAGGGAACUUAGGGAAAGAGGUUUGCCGUCAGGAUAUGAGAACAAGCAUGAUGACUCUGUUACUGGGAAAGUCCUAUUUUCAGGAGAGACUGCCCAUGAUCACAUUGAUAAGGUUAGUUCUAGGGUCAGAUUCAGACCAGAGGCUAAAGAACUCUCUUCUGUUGAGGAGGAAGUGGAACUAAACGAGGAAAAUACUGACUUGACGGCUGGAUUUGAUGGCUCUUCCAACACUUCAGAGAGUCUAUACGCCGAAAAGCAUGAUUCAUCUAGUGCACAUGAAACUGAUAGUCAAGGCCUGCCGUCGGAGAAAGGUAAUAAAUCUGACAGUCAAGCAAUGGCCCAGAAUAGUAGUUCAGUUCAUGGAUGGGCAUCAGAUUGCUCAGUGGAUAAUGAAUUGGCAAUUGCUUAUGAGGAGAAUAAUAGACUUAGAGCAAGCCUAGAAUUGGCAGAAUCAUCAAUUUUUGAGCUUAAGCUGGAGGUAAGCAGUCUGCAAAGUCAAGCUAAUGAAUUGGGUUCUGAAACAGAAAAGUUUUCUCAGCUACUCACUGCUGAGAUAUCCUCUAGUGAGGAGUUGGUGAAAGAGGUUUCUGUCCUUAAAUCAGAAUGUUCAAAUUUCAAAGAUUGUAUUGAAAGACUAAGAACUUUGAAAUCUAGCUGUCAAAAUCAUGGUGAAAGUUGUGGUGCUGAUUCUGGCCGCUUAGUUCUAGAUCUACAGCUAAGAUGGAUGAAAGGAAUUUCAGUGGUUGAAGAUAGAAUCAAAGAACUUCAAAAUAAAGUUUGUCUUGGAUUCUAUGAAAGAGAUUACAGGUUUCUUCAUUCGGAAUUGGAGGCAUUGCUUCAAAUUGUACAGGAGGUCAAACUAGGAGCAAGAGAUGAAAUGUCAUUGCUAAAUAAAGUAACAUCAGUGGAUGUAAAGGAGACUAGAUCGACAACUUUACCCAAUGUCGAACAGCCUUUGCCAGGGCUUGGGUUGGAAUUGGACCUUUAUUCACCAGAAAAUUUGCUUCAUCAUAUUGGCAUACCCCCGCUGGUGUCUCAAGGAACUGAUUCCAGUGUUGCUAUUGAUGCAAUGAAAGCCAAAAUUUUUGAUCUGGUAAGAGAAGUGGAUGAGGCGAAGGUCGAAAGAGAAAAUCUGUUGAGAAAAAUGGAUCAGAUGGAGUGUUACUAUGAAGCUCUUGUUCAAGAACUCGAGGAAAAUCAGAAGCAAAUGCUGGCAGAGUUGCAGAGUCUAAGGAAUGAACAUUCAAAUUGCCUUUAUACCAUUUCAAAUAGCAAAGCUGAAAUGGAACUAAUGCGACAAGAUAUGAGUCAGCGUCUGUUACAGCUUGCUGAUGAGAGACGUGAUUUGGAUACACUAAAUAAGGAGCUCGAGAGAAGAGCUGCUACUUCAGAAGCAGCUCUGAAAAGAGCCCGCUUGAAUUAUUCUAUUGCAGUAGAUAAGCUGCAAAAGGAUUUGGAGCUUCUUUCAUCACAGGUCGUGUCCAUGUUUGAGACUAAUGAAAACCUCAUCAAGCAAGCAAUUCCAGAACUUUCACAAUCACAAUUCGUUGGGUUUGCAGAUGUUGUUCAGAAUUUAGAAUAUGAUAAUACAGAGCAGUUGCAGUUUCAGGAUCAACAUGUGAUUGCAAAGAAACAAACAGUCAGUGGAGAUGUCCUCACUGAUGACUUGAAAAGAUCACUCUGCUUGCAGGAGGAGCUUUACAGGAAGGUUGAAGAAGAACUUGGUGAUAUGUAUUCAGUUAACUUGCACUUGGAUAUAUUCUCCAGGGUUUUACUUGAAACUGUGUUUGAAGCUAAUGCGAAUGCUGCAAUGAUGAAGAGAACUAGGGAUGAAAUGGCUCAGCAGUUGGAGGCUUUAAAUCUCAACAAGGAGCAGAUGGUGGUGAGAUUGCAGGUUGCUUUGGAAGACGUUCACAUUUUGCACGAGGAGAAAGCAAGUUGCAUCCUCAGAUGCAAUGAUCUUGUUCUGCAGAAUCAAUCUUUGGAAGCUGAAUUCGUGAGUCUUUCGAAGGCAAAUUGUCUCCUCACUGAGAAGGUCAUGGAAUUGGAAGCAAUCAUGGUGCAGCAUACAGAAACACAGAAUAGAUAUGAAGCUUGUGUGGAAGAAAAUAUAGCACUCUCCACUUCAUUGAAGCAGGAAUUGUUGAACAACAGUAGCCUUCAAGAUGAGAUUUCAUUUCUAAAGGAUAAUUUGGUAACUGUCAGAUCCAACUCAGAGAACUUGGCUUCUGCAAAUGAAAAUCUUAAUGCAGAUAUUAGCUUUGUGCAGUGUAAGUUGUCCGAUAUGUUGCUAUCUUAUGAGAAGGAACUAUCUCUUCUAUGCAAUUCCUCUUUCCAUGAGUUGGAGCUCAGGGAUAUAAGAGGUCUCACCAUGCAGCUGGAAGAGGUGCAGUAUAGUGUGUGCAGCAAGAUUCCUCAUCUUAUGCAGGAGAAGCAAAAUCUAGAAAGUGAAAAAUCAGUUGCUGAGGUGUCCUUGAAUGCUAGUAGAUCAGAAAUAAUUUCCAUGAAGCAAAAGUAUAAAAAUGAUAUACAGAGUAUGGUAGCUAAAUUUGAUGUGUCAACUGCACUCGUGGAGAAACUUCAGGUUGAACUUGAAUCUGUGACCAAUAAACUUCAUCUCAACUCUGAAGUUGAAGAAAAAUAUGCACAACAGAACAGAGAGCUUCUGGAUGAUCUUGCUUCCUUUGAAGUCCAGCUACAAAAUCUAGUCUCGAAGAACGGGCAUAUUUCUCAAGAGAUCUUGGGCUUGAACUCUAUAGCCAAUGAGUUUGAGCAGAAUGAAUUAAUCAUUUCUGAACUAAUACAAGAGAAGGAGGAUCUCGCGACCUCUUUACACAACAAAGCUGAGGAAUUUGCCAAGCUUGCAUCAGAAGUUAAUCAUCUGAGAGUCAAUUUGAGAACUCUGCAAGAUGAUUUGCAACGUGAGAGAGGUCUUAAGGAUAAACUUGAGGGUUCAGUCAAAAAUCUUACUUUGCAGUUGAAUGAGAAGGAUGACAGGUUACUGGAUUUGGAAAAGCAAAUUGGUGAACUGGUGCAUUUCAGGCAGUUGGCGUCUGAGUUAGAGAUUGAGAAAUCUAAACUUAGCCAUCUUUUGCAGCAGCAUGAUGAGCGUGCAGCGAAGCUUCAGGAGGAGUUAUCCUGUGUGCCUGGUCUAGAGGGCUCUGUAAGAGAUCUUGCUUCACAAUUGAACGACAAGCAUGGCAGGUUACUGGAUUUGGAAAAGCAAAAUGCUGAAAUGGUGCAUUUCAGGCAACUGGCAUCAGACUUAGAAUUGGAAAAAUCUAAGCUUGAUCAGCUUUUGCAGCAGCGUGAUGACCAUGUUAUAAAGCUUCAGGAAGAGGUGUCCCGUCUUUCUGGUUUGGAGGACUCAGUGCAAGGACUUGCUUCUCAACUGAGCGAAAAGAAUGACAGGUUACUGGUUUUGGAAAAGAAAAAUUCUGAGCUGGUGCAUUUCAGGCAACUGGCAUCAGAUUUAGAAGUGGAAAAAUCUAAACUUUAUCAGCUUUUGCAGCAGCGUGAUGAACAUCUAAUAAAUCUUCAGGAACAGAUGUCCCGUCUUUCUGGUUUAGAAGACUCGGUGCAAGGACUUACUUCUCAACUGAACGAGAAAAAUGGCAGGUUACUAGAUUUGGAAAAGCAAAAUGCUGAGCUGGUGCAUUUCAAGCAACUGGCAUCAGAGUUAAGAGUGGAGAAAUCAAGAGCUGAUCAGCUCUUGCAGCAGCGCGAUGAGCAUGUGGCAAAGCUUCAGGAAGAUUUGUCCUGUGUUUAUGGUUUAGAGUGCACAGUUAGAGAUCUUACUUCCCAAUUGAAUGAGAAGCAUGACAGGUUACUGGACUUGGAAAAACAAAAUGCUGAACUGGUGAAUUUGAAGCAGCUGGCAGCAGAUUUUGAAGUGGAGAAAUGUAGACUUGACCAACUUGUGCAGCAGCGUGAUGAGCAUGUGGCUAAGCUUCAGGAAGAUUUGUCCUGUGUUUCUGGUUUACAGUGCUCUGUUAGAGAUCUUACUUCUCAAUUGAAUGAGAAGCAUGACAGGUUACUGGACUUGGAAAAGCAAAAUGCUGAACUUAAGAAUUUCAGGCAGCUGGCAGCAGACUUUGAAGUGGAGAAAUGUAGACUUGAUCAACUUGUGCAGCAGCGUGAUGAGCAUGUGGCUAAGCUUCAGGAAGAUUUGUCCUGUGUUUCUGGUUUAGAAAGCUCAGUGCGAGAUCUUACUUCUCAAUUGAACGAGGAGAAUGAGAAGUUAUUGGAUUUGGAAAACCAAAAUGCUGAUCUGGUGCAUUUCAGGAAGCUGGCAUCAGAGUUAGGAGUGGAGAAAUUUAGACUUAACCAUCUUUUGCAGCAGCGAAGUAAGCAAAUGGAGAAACUUCAGCAAGAGGUUUCCUAUAUUCCUGAUCUUGAAAGGCACAUGCUAGAAGUACAAGAGUAUGCCAUAGCUUCUGAUGUUAAGUUCACAGUUGCCAUGACUCACUGUGAAACUCUGGAUCUAAAAUUUGUGCGGCAGCUUAAAUCAUCUGAUGGGUCCAUUGCCGAGCUUCAGAAGAGAUGUCAUGAUUUACAGGCCAAGUUGAAUCAAUGCCUUGCAAGUGAGGCUUGUUCGAUUAAAGAAAACAAGGAGUUGCUAAGUUCUCUUUGUUCGGUUAGAUCUGAUUUAGAAGCUUCGACUGCUCAAAAUAAUGUUCUUUCAGAUGCAAAGAAGGAGAUGAUGUUGGAGAAUUCUCUCCUUAAAACUAAUAAUUAUCAUUUUCUUGAAGUAGAGAAGUUGAAGAACGUGCUGGCAAAUGCCGAAGAAGAACUUAAUUGCUUGUCACUCUCCAAGGAGGAACUGGAGAUCAUGGUGAUUGUGCUCCGAGGUAAAUUAGGUGAACUGCACUCCUACACGGUCUUAAAGGAGAACAAAGAUGAAAUGGUCAGCUUGCAGUUACAAUGUAAUGAGCUCAUCCACAAGUGUAAUGAGCUUAGUCACAAGCUCUCUGAGCAAGCCUUGAAAACAGAAGAGUUCAAAAACUUAUCCAUCCAUUUGAAGGAGCUUAAGGAUAAGGCUGAUGCAGAAUGUCUCCGGGUUCGCGAGAAAAGAGAAUCUGAAGGACCACCUGUUGCUAUGCAAGAAUCCUUGCGAAUAGUCUUUAUAAAAGAGCAAUAUGAAUCAAAGUUCCAAGAGUUGAAGCAACAAGUUACUAUCUCCAAAAAGCACGGAGAAGAUAUGCUUUUGAAGUUACAAGACGCAUUAGAUGAGAUCGAAGGCAGGAAGAGAUCUGAAGCUUUGCACUUGAAGAAAAAUGAAGACCUAGCUCUCAAAAUCUUGUCUUUGGAAUCUGAAUUACAGUCUCUGCUUUCUGAUAAGCGUGAAAUAAUGAAAGAUCGUGACAGAUUAAAGGCAGAAUUGGAGUGUGCUGUUCUAAGUUUAGAGUGUUGCAAGGAAGAAAAGGAAAAACUCGAAAUAACUUUGCGAGAACGAGUGAGAGAAUACUCCAGAAUUGCAGAUGAACUUACUUUGACUAGAGAGCAGCUGAUGAGCGUAACAUCUUCUAUUGUAUCUAAGAGAGAAAAUGGCCAGAUGGGCAAAGUUGAACUUGUGCCUAAUGAGACAAAUGUACAUCCUUCUCCUUAUGCCACACCCCGAGAGGAUUCAUCUGAUGCCUGGAAUGUGAAGGAAACAACAUUAUUUAUGGAUGAUAGAAGUGAAGAAUCAAGCUCACCAGUGAAACUUCUACUCACCCCGGAUGCUGCGUCAGCAGGAGCGCGUGCAACAACUGGAGAUUCACCUCUUGAAGGUUACUCACCACCGAGCAAUGGAAGGCAUAUAGAUUUCAGCACUGAACAGUUUGGAAGAAGGAAUUUGAGGUCUAGCAUGGAACAUCUACAUGAAGAGUUGGAAAGGAUGAAACGUGAAAACUCUCUCAUUCCCGAGGACCAUUAUUCUAAUCCAGGCAUUGAAAUUCUUCAGAAUGAACUUGUGCAACUACACAAGGCAAAUGAAGAGCUCCGAAGCAUGUUCCCAACAUUCAAGGAUAUAGCUAGCACUGGUAAUGCAUUGGAGAGGGUACUUGCCCUUGAAAUUGAGCUUGCUGAAGCGUUAAAGGCAAAAAAUAAACCGAGUAUGUUCCAGAGUUCGUUUCUGAAACAACAUAGUGAUGAUGAAGCAAUCUUCAAAAGCUUCCGAGACAUCAAUGAGUUGAUUAAGGAAAUGUUGGAAAUCAAAGAAAAGCAUGUAGUUAUGGAGAAUGAACUGAGGGAAAUGCACGAUCGUUACUCUCAACUUAGCCUCCAGUUUGCUGAGGUUGAAGGCGAGAGACAAAAACUGAAGAUGACACUCAAGAAUGUUCGAGCAUCUAGGACAAAGCUCAUGUAACUAAAUCGCUCCUCAUCCUCCAUCGUAGACAGUCCUUCUUCAUAGGCGCUGUUUCAAUCCAUUGCUUGAUUUGCUCGUUUCAAGAAGAGUGCCAGCGUUCAAGACUUCCACACCUUGUCUUGCAUGUCAACUCUAGAAGUUGGUUCACUUGUAUGGACAAAGCAUGCCAAGAUUUGUUCCAAAUAUGGAGGAGCCAGAGCCAGCCCUGCAAGCUGCCUUAAUUCUUGUAAAUGUAAAUCUGUGGCUGACAGAUUUUGUAACCCAUUUUAAAUUAAUGCGUAGAUCUAGAUGUCCCAUACAUUAUAGCCUCAUUUUUCCAUUUUAUACCUGUAUUUGGCUGUAAUAUUAUGUAUAGAAAUUAGAUUAUCCUGUAAUUAACUCCGUUUCUCCUACUUUAAGCCGCUUAAGAGGCAUAAAAAUUUGUUCAGUUUUCAA
This is a messenger RNA of Capsicum annuum, 7793 nucleotides long. Its product is annotated as centromere-associated protein E. The coding region runs from base 555 to 7358 and encodes 2267 amino acids. NCBI's taxonomy places the organism in Eukaryota, Viridiplantae, Streptophyta, Magnoliopsida, Solanales, Solanaceae. The transcript has 11 exons. The record is from RefSeq and is a predicted model, not a curated record.